GUGCGUCUGCAUCCAUUCUUUCCGGCCAUCUAAGACCUCACAUCACAUCACCGCACUCACUCCUUGCAAACCCGACCGACCGUGGCCAUUGCCUAUCCCUGAUAAGGUGCGUCGCCUUCUCUCCUCGAGUACAUUCCGCCAAGGCAGUUUGAAGUUCCAAUUACCUCUACUGCUGCUGCUCCUCAAUCUUCAACUUGCCAUUAUGCCGGAGAUGAUGAUGCAAUUCGUGAAUCGGUCGCCAGUAGCUAAUAUGGAACCAGCUUAUACGCUCCUUAAUCGAUUAAUCUAUAACGACCGCGCCAACUGUAACGCAUCCAUAAACACACUUGACCGACUGUAACAUCCCCGAAAACCCCAACUAUGAGUACUAUCAACAUCCUUGUUGUGCGCGGAACCGAUGUCUCUGGAGGAUCAGACUCGGUGAUCUUCCCCUUGGUUGUCUCAAUUGUGGUCUUGGUCACUAUCGGGUUGCUUGCCAUUGCAGCUCUCAUGUUCCUCAGGUACAUGCGCAACCAACAGAGGCAGGCAGAACUACCUUUGCACGAGAAACGACAGCCGAAUGCUCGACGACUGACGAUCACAACGUCGACUUACGGCAAACGCGAAUCCCACCUUGUUAUCCAGGAAAAGCAAGAUCUUAUGGCCAACUCAUCCAGCCCUCCCGCAAGCCCCGUUCCCGAGAUUCGAAUUACCUUCCCCGACGAGGUGGAUGAUGCAGGUAAGCGACAGUCUGGAAGGGUUGUCGUUGUCCGCGUCGGAGACCACAGCGUCGGGUUGGAGCCUCUGCAGGAGGACCUUCCACCAUACCAGCGGCACUCAUCAGAUCGAUUUGACUCGCUUGAUCUCGAUCGCAUGGGCGGACUGAAAGAGAAGUGCGACAAGGACUACUAUUAAAUUGUGUCAACCCGACACACAAAACGCCUUCUUCCUAACCGCCGCCAUUGACCAGCUGCCCACCAAACCCCAGCACAAUCUUUUGUAUUAUCUUCCACGCACACUACAUAAGCCGCUUGGCUACGACCCGACUGUUUUGGUGACGACUCAUUUGUGUUCAGUCAUCCUUAUCAUAUCUUCUCUACCC
Molecule: messenger RNA, 1081 nt
Organism: Aaosphaeria arxii CBS 175.79
Lineage: Eukaryota; Fungi; Ascomycota; Dothideomycetes; Pleosporales
Exons: 1
Coding region: 361-894 (177 amino acids)
Source: RefSeq, a predicted model, not a curated record